Penicillium mononematosum is the source of this 330-nucleotide messenger RNA. RefSeq lists its product as uncharacterized. The transcript has 3 exons. NCBI's taxonomy places the organism in Eukaryota, Fungi, Ascomycota, Eurotiomycetes, Eurotiales, Aspergillaceae. The coding region runs from base 1 to 330 and encodes 109 amino acids. The record is from RefSeq and is a predicted model, not a curated record.
AUGUCAUUCCUCACAUCCAUCCGUGCCUCCUCCCGCCAAGCUAUCCGGACCAACUUCGCCGUGCCAGCUUCUACGUUCCAUUCCUCAGCAGUCCGGAGCUUGAAAGAGGAUGACAAGAACCGCGACGACCUCUCCAGCCACUACGAAUCCCAUAAACGAGAAGUCAUCAAGGAAACUGUGGAGGGCAAGGGGAAGUGGAAGUCCGAGCUGGCUAGUAACAGCGAGGCCGGGGUCAAAGCGGAUCGCGGCGAGUUAGAUGGUGAUGCCGAAUUCCAGAAGAUGCAGGAGAGAACGAAAAAUGUUGGGAGCUCGAAGUACAAUAAACAAUAA